AUGGCCAUGGACCCGGAUGGGACGACGAGCCCAAGCUCUAACACCAUGGAGCUCCGGCUCGCCUCUGGCAACGGCCCCGUGACUCGGACCGUUCUCCGAUCGCCCGUCCGCGACGCCGAGCCGUCCGAGAUCCCCGUCAUUGACCUGUCGCGCCUCUUCAGCGACACCCUGGCGGACCGCGAGGCCGUGGCCAGCCAAAUACACGAUGCCGCAUCCAACAUGGGAUUCUUUUACGUCAAGAACCACGGGAUACCUCUCCAGGAGAUCCGCGGCGCCUACGAGGCCGCCUUGGACUUUUUCCGACAGGGCCCUGCGGAAAAGAUAAAGGCGGACGCGACCGAGGGCCCCUAUGAUAGCGGCUGGCGGGGCCCGCGGACGCAGCGGGUGAAUCCAGAUGAAGGCGUUGACGUCCGCGAAACCAUUCCCCACGAGGCAGCUCAAUACAUUGGCCAAGGAAAACCUGCGUUUGAGGGAACAGAGCAGGUGCCGCAGCUCAAGGAAAGUCUCGAGCGGUACUACAAGUCAUGCCUGGCCCUCGCGCGAGCCUUGACGAGGGCCUUUGCCCUGUCUCUGGGCCUCUACGAGGACGCCUUUGACACCAAGGUGCAGUAUCCCGACGCCUCGCUCGAGGUUAAUUUUUACCCGCCCCUCGCCCAGGGCAGCGACAGCAGCAGCAGCAACAGCGCCCGGAGGGAGCCAAAGGAUGCCGACUCUCGCAUCUCCAUCGGCUCGCACACCGACUUCCUAUUCUUCACCAUGCUCUGGCAGGACGACGUGGGCGGCCUGCAGGUGCUCAACCACGAGGGGCAGUGGAUAGCCGCGAAGCCUAUCGAGGGCACCCUCGUCGUGAACAUUGGCGACUACAUGCAGCGCAUCACAAACGACAGGUACGUCAGCACCGUGCACCGCGCCAAGAACUGGAGCGGCCGCGAGAGGGCAACGACGUCGGUCAAGGUUGCGACGAGCGUUGGCAUGACGCUGACGGCUCUCUUUGGCCGAGACUCGGCCCCGCCCCUUGACAUCACGGGCUUAUACGUGACCUUUUAUAACCAGGGCCGCAUCUCGACCAUGAUAAAGCUCGAGGCCCUGGCGUCGGUGCGCUACGCUAAGAAAAAGGCGAUUGCGACGAUACCGUUUCCAGGGGCGGCCUUUAACGUCACCGGUAUCGCCACCAUCGGGCCGGCGUUCCGGCUCGACGACAAAAUCGACGUCGGGAUGACCGUCUCGGCCGAGUUCGAGACCAACAUUGACAUUGCGUCGUGGCAGAUUCGCCAGACCAUCCCGGCCGAGGACGGAGCGCACGAGCCUAAGCCCCUAGACCAGCCCGACUACGACAAGCCGGGCGGCUAG
Messenger RNA from Hirsutella rhossiliensis, 1350 nucleotides. RefSeq names its product 2OG-Fe(II) oxygenase superfamily domain-containing protein. Bases 1 to 1350 code for a protein of 449 amino acids. The record is from RefSeq and is a predicted model, not a curated record. The transcript has 3 exons. Lineage: Eukaryota; Fungi; Ascomycota; Sordariomycetes; Hypocreales; Ophiocordycipitaceae. Gene Ontology annotation, molecular function: dioxygenase activity.